AAAGAGAUAAAGAACCAUGUAAAUAUUAAGUUGGCGGCACUCAAAACUUGGUAUUUGUCCCAGACCCAGCCUGCCAUUUUGUAAAAUAGAAGGGAGAUAAAAAAUAGUUUUAUGGUGUUAAAAUUUUACAUAAACGCCGUUGCCAUUUCUCUAAGGGCCCAUAACAAAUGUUUAAAUGGACGCAUCGUCCAUUAUAACUCAAGUGUCACGGGAUGACGAACAAUUAAACAACUAUGGAUCCGACAGAGGGCCAUCCCCUGGCGGGCAGCAUAACGAUGGCGAUGGGACUCCCGUGUCGGGCUCCACGCCCCUCGGCAGUAAGAAGUCGGGCGGGACUGGCGGGUUCCUGCGCUCGCUGCUAUGUUGCUGGCGCGGCGGGCGAGGCAAGGGCCCGCCCGGCGGGAAUGGCGCGAACAGCAUCGACGGCAGGGCUUCGCCUCCGCUGCUGGUUAUGUCGGACCACAUACCGCGGCCGCUGUUACCGCCAGUAAGACACCAGGAUAUGCACAAAAAGUGUAUGGUCAUUGACCUGGAUGAAACUUUAGUACACAGCUCUUUUAAGCCUAUAAACAACGCAGACUUCGUGGUGCCGGUGGAGAUCGACGGCGCGGUGCACCAGGUGUAUGUGCUGAAGCGGCCGCACGUGGACGAGUUCCUGCGGCGCUGCGGCGAGCUGUACGAGUGCGUGCUCUUCACCGCCUCGCUCGCCAAGUACGCGGACCCCGUCGCAGACUUGUUGGACAGAUGGGGCGUGUUCCGUGCGCGCUUGUUCCGCGACAGCUGCGUGUUCCACCGCGGCAACUACGUGAAGGACCUCAACAGCCUCGGCCGCGACCUGCGCCGCGUCGUCAUCGUCGACAACUCGCCCGCCUCCUACAUAUUCCACCCGGACAAUGCUGUACCUGUCGCGUCAUGGUUCGACGACAUGACAGAUUCAGAACUUUUGGACUUGAUACCGUUUUUCGAGAAACUGAGCAAGGUGGACAGUGUGUAUACAGUGUUGCGCAACUCCAACCACCCGUACAACCCCACACAGAACAACUCGCCGCCCACAUAGCCGCGGCCCUGACCCCGAGCGCACGAGCGAGCGCGCCACGUGCGCCGCGCGCGCUACGUCCGCGUGCCCGCGCACGAGCACGUGCGCCGCGAGCGCGUGCUCCGCGAGCACGUGCGCCACGAGCACGUGCUCCGCGAGUCGCGCGUCGGCCACGAGUUGGUCCCGGCGACGUCGCGCCCGCUGACGCUCCUCGAGACGCUCAUCAAGAAAGGGGCGAACUUCGUCUUAAGUGCCAAUUUUGCCUUCUGGUUAGUAAGGACGUUAUUUGUACCUAUUUUACAUUUUAGGUAUUUCUUAGUGCGUAAGUGGUCCGUGUAGAUGUAUUGCGAUCUUUAUUUUUUUUUUAACCGACUCUUCUUCAUAGGCGAGACUAUUUUUUUUUUUGGUAUUGUUUGGGAUGCGGUUUUGACUUUUUGGAGUGUUAUAAUAAUGUUCCGAAAUAUUUACUAAUGGUAUUUUUUUUUAAUUCAAGCAUUAAAGUACCGUAUCCCAAAUUGGUGUACCUACCAAGUAACUUCUUGUUGAGCUUCCGUGACUAGAUGUGCAUCUAACUAUCCGACUAUAUGUAAUUUAAUAUGAAUUUUAACGAAUCGAUGAUUUUUUUUGUGAACGAUGAAACUAUUUAUGCGAAAUCAAUUUCAACUUUUUUAUAUCGUGCUUGGGAACAAAUAUAAGUAAGUUAGGAUAUUGCGAACGGUUAAGGUUUAGGGGUUUAUUAAGUGUUACGUAAACGCAUUGACAAUAUAAUGGAGUUCUAUGAAUUGCAAGACAUUUUGAUUUUACAGCUGUAAGCUUCACUACGUCUAAUUUUUUUAAUAAAUAUUCAGAAAAUACUUUAAUAAUUUUAUUAUAGCCAAGAAAUUAGAUGACAUGCAAGUACUUCUCCAUCUGCAAAAAUCUGUAAUAAUUAAUGUUACUCAAUGGAGUUUACGUAAUACUAGAAAGGAACCCCGACAUAGAAAUUUCGACUUGGUUUGCUUUUUCUAAUGAAAUUAAACUUAACAAUCUAUAGACUCGAUGUAAUCACGAAUUUUUGCGAUUCGGCUGUUAUUUACACGUAAGUUUUACCCAGCCGUACGGUAGUGUAUAUAUUAUAAUAUUUUUAUCAUGUAUAUGUAAAGGUAUAUGGUAAGCUCUUAUGUCUCUCACACAUAGGUAGAAAAUUCUGAUUGAAACUAUACUUCUCAUCAAAAAAAUCGAAACAGUCCGCUAUUA
Molecule: messenger RNA, 2272 nt
Organism: Bicyclus anynana (squinting bush brown)
Lineage: Eukaryota; Metazoa; Arthropoda; Insecta; Lepidoptera; Nymphalidae
Gene: hzg
Product: carboxy-terminal domain RNA polymerase II polypeptide A small phosphatase 1
Exons: 5
Coding region: 176-1057 (293 amino acids)
Molecular function (GO): RNA polymerase II CTD heptapeptide repeat phosphatase activity
Source: RefSeq, a predicted model, not a curated record